UUGGACUACUAAUCGGCGGAGCUAAGACCGACCUUACCGCGAUAGCAUUCGGAGAAACCCUUCGCUCCGUCUCUCCUUCCUCAAUUGCACUCUUCGGCGGGGGCGGGGGCGGCGGCAGCGGCAGCGGCAGCGGCGACGGAAGAAGCAGGGAAGUGGCAGAAGCGCAGCGAUGAGUGUGUGGAACUAUGUGGUGACGGCUCAUAAGCCGACCAACGUCACUCACUCAUGCGUCGGCAACUUCACCAGUCCCCAAGAGCUCAACCUCAUCAUUGCCAAAUGCACGCGCAUUGAGAUUCAUUUGCUUACUGCUCACGGGCUGCAGCCUAUGUUGGACGUACCUAUAUAUGGAAGAAUUGCAACACUUGAACUCUUUCGUCCUCAUGGUGAACCCCAGGAUUUUCUUUUCAUUUCUACAGAGAGAUACAAAUUUUGUGUCCUUCAAUGGGAUCCAGAUACAUCUGAGCUUAUUACUAGAGCUAUGGGAGAUGUUUCUGAUCGAAUUGGUCGUCCAACAGAUAAUGGGCAGAUUGGUCUAAUUGAUCCUGACUGUAGAUUAAUCGGUCUACACCUAUAUGAUGGACUAUUUAAGGUUAUACCAUUUGAUAAUAAAGGACAGUUAAAGGAAGCUUUUAACAUCAGGCUUGAAGAACUUCAAGUUCUGGACAUAAAAUUUCUCUAUGGAUGUUCAAGGCCUACAAUUGUAGUCCUAUACCAGGAUAAUAAGGAUGCUCGACAUGUUAAGACAUAUGAAGUUGUGCUCAAGGAUAAGGACUUUGUUGAGGGCCCAUGGUCACAGAAUAAUCUUGACAACGGGGCUGGCCUUCUGAUUCCUGUUCCCAUGCCACUUGGUGGUGUAAUAAUUAUAGGGGAGGAGACUAUUGUUUAUUGUAAUGGUACUAUCUUUAAAGCAAUACCUAUCAGACCAUCGAUUACAAGAGCCUAUGGAAGGGUUGAUGCCGAUGGGUCCCGGUACUUGCUUGGUGAUAAUGCUGGCCUUAUACAUCUUCUUGUCAUAACACAUGAGAGGGAAAGGGUAAAUGGCCUGAAAAUUGAGCACUUGGGAGAGACAACUGUUGCAUCGACAAUAUCAUAUCUUGACAAUGCAGUUGUAUAUGUUGGUUCAAGCUAUGGUGAUUCACAGCUUAUAAAACUGAAUCUGCAACCUGAUGCAAAGGGCUCAUAUGUUGAAGUUCUUGAAGCGUAUGUCAACCUGGGCCCCAUUGUCGAUUUCUGUGUUGUUGAUCUAGAAAGGCAGGGUCAGGGUCAAGUUGUUACUUGCUCUGGUGCUUAUAAAGAUGGCUCCCUUCGGAUAGUUCGAAAUGGAAUAGGGAUUAAUGAACAGGCAUCUGUAGAACUCCAGGGUAUCAAAGGGUUAUGGUCCCUACGCUCUUCUAUUAAUGAUCCAUAUGACAGUCUCUUGGUGGUUAGCUUCAUCAGUGAGACUCGUGUCCUUGCUAUGAAUAUGGAUGAUGAGUUGGAAGAAUCAGAGAUUGAAGGGUUUUCUGCAGAAGAACAAACUCUGUUUUGUCAAAAUGCUAUCCAUGAUCAGCUUGUUCAGGUAACUGCUACUGUUGUUCGAUUGGUAAGUUCUACCACAAGGCAGUUGUUGCACGAAUGGAAUGCACCAUCAGGUUACUCGGUCAAUGUUGCCACUGCUAAUGCCUCACAGGUUUUGUUGGCAACUGGUGGUGGUCAUCUUGUGUAUUUAGAGAUUGAGAAAGAAAAGUUGAUUGAAGUAAAACAUAUACAAUUGGAAUAUGAGAUAUCUUGCCUUGACAUAAAUCCAAUAGGUGAAAAUCCAAAUUAUACUACAGUAGCAGCAGUCGGAAUGUGGACUGAUUUAACUGUCAGGAUAUUUUCACUUCCAAGCCUAGAGCUACUUACAAAAGAAAAUUUGGGUGGAGAGAUCAUUCCUCGAUCAAUUCUUCAGUGUACUUUUGAAGGGGUAUCCUACCUUUUGUGUACCCUUGGAGAUGGUCACCUCUUAAACUUUCUUCUGGAUAUUAAUACUGGUGGGCUAUCUAAUAGGAAGAAAGUUUCUCUUGGUACUCAACCUAUCACACUCAGAACUUUUUCUUCAAAGGACACCACACAUGUGUUUGCAGCAUCAGAUAGACCUACAGUCAUCUACAGCAGUAACAAGAAGUUGCUUUAUAGUAAUGUUAAUUUGAAAGAAGUCAGUCACAUGUGCCCAUUUAAUUCAGCUGCUUUUCCUGACAGUCUAGCUAUCGCUAAGGAAGGCGAACUAUCAAUUGGUACGAUAGAUGAUAUUCAAAAGCUUCACAUUCGUACAAUUCCUUUGGGGCAACAUGCUCGUCGUAUUUGCCAUCAGGAACAAUCACGAACAUUUUCAAUUUGUUGUUUCAAGAACUGCCAGAUUAGUAAUGAGGAGACUGAAAUGCAUUUCAUUCGCCUGUUGGAUGAUCAAACUUUUGAGUUCAUGUCAAUUUUUCCGCUCGACUCUUAUGAAUAUGGUUGCUCCAUCAUCAGCUGUUCAUUUUCAGAUGAUAAUAAUGCAUACUACUGUGUUGGAACUGCCUAUGUUUUGCCUGAAGAAAACGAACCUAGCAAGGGGCGAAUCCUGGUUUUUGCAGUGGAAGAUGGGAAGUUGCAAUUAAUUGUUGAAAAAGAAACUAAGGGUGCAGUUUACUCACUCAAUGCUUUCAAUGGCAAAUUGCUAGCUGCCAUUAAUCAGAAGAUCCAACUAUACAAAUGGACACUUAGAGAAGAUGGAUCACGUGAGUUGCAAACUGAAUGUGGACACCAUGGGCAUAUACUUGCUCUCUAUGUACAAACUCGUGGAGACUUCAUUGUGGUUGGUGACCUGAUGAAAUCUAUAUCGCUGUUGUUAUACAAGCAUGAGGAAGGUGCAAUAGAGGAACUAGCUCGAGAUUAUAAUGCAAACUGGAUGUCUGCUGUUGAGAUUCUUGAUGAUGACGUCUUUGUUGGUGCUGAGAACAACUAUAACCUUUUUACAGUGCGCAAAAAUAGUGAUGCCGCAUCAGAUGAGGAACGGGGACGUCUUGAAGUUGUUGGGGAAUACCACCUUGGAGAAUUUGUCAACCGCUUCCGUCAUGGUUCUCUGGUUAUGCGUCUUCCUGACUCGGAAGUAGGCAACAUUCCCACUAUCAUAUUUGGCACAAUCAACGGGGUCAUUGGUGUUAUUGCAUCUUUGCCUCAUGACCAAUAUGUUUUCUUUGAGAAGCUGCAAGCCAACCUUGUGAAGGUAAUAAAGGGUGUGGGUGGCCUUAGCCAUGAGCAGUGGCGAUCUUUCAACAAUGAGAAGAGGACAGCAGAUGCCAGGAACUUCUUGGAUGGAGACUUGAUCGAGUCUUUCCUUGAUCUCAGCCGCAGUCGGAUGGAUGAUAUAGCAACCUCGAUGGGAGUGACAUUGGAGGAGCUUUGCAAGAGAGUGGAAGAGCUGACGAGACUGCAUUGAAGAAUGUUAACACGGCUACUAAAUCAACAUCUUUUGGCCUACUGGGGUUGUUCAAUGUUGAUGGCGCUUUAGUUUCACAAACCCCAGCAGGAAACUAAAAAUUACUGUUUUACUGCAAAUGUCUAAUUUUUUUGUUUGUUUGCUUGGUCAUUUAGUAACCUUUUUGUUUAAAAAUCCCUUUUUGAUGGCC
This is a messenger RNA of Zingiber officinale, 3629 nucleotides long. RefSeq names its product DNA damage-binding protein 1a. Bases 170 to 3439 code for a protein of 1089 amino acids. The transcript is spliced from 19 exons. Gene Ontology annotation, cellular component: nucleus. Gene Ontology annotation, molecular function: protein binding; nucleic acid binding. The record is from RefSeq and is a predicted model, not a curated record. NCBI's taxonomy places the organism in Eukaryota, Viridiplantae, Streptophyta, Magnoliopsida, Zingiberales, Zingiberaceae.